AUGCCACUGUGGUACGUGUUUGACACUGCCCCACCCCUCUCCCCCCGUUGCUCCUGUGUGUGCAGUGCUCCUGUGUGUGCAGUGCUCCUGUGUGUGCACGUGCUCCUGUGUGUGCAGUGCUCCUGUGUGUGCAGUGCUCCUGUGUGUGCAGUGCUCCUGUGUGUGCAGUGCUCCUGUGUGUGCAGUGCUCCUGUGUGUGCAGUGCUCCUUGCUCCUGUGUGUGCAGUGCUCCUGUGUGUGCACGUGCUCCUGUUUGGUGUGCAGUGCUCCUGUGUGUGCAGUGCUCCUGUGUGUGCAGUGCUCCUUGCUCCUGUGUGUGCACGUGCUCCUGUGUGUGCAGUGCUCCUGUGUGUGCAGUGCUCCUGUGUGUGCAGUGCUCCUGUGUGUGCAGUGCUCCUGUGUGUGCACGUGCUCCUUGCUCCUGUGUGUGCACGUGCUCCUGUGUGUGCAGUGCUCCUGUGUGUGCAGUGCUCCUGUGUGUGCAGUGCUCCUGUGUGUGCAGUGCUCCUUGCUCCUGUGUGUGCAGUGCUCCUGUGUGUGCACGUGCUCCUGUGUGUGCAGUGCUCCUGUGUGUGCAGUGCUCCUGUGUGUGCAGUGCUCCUUGCUCCUGUGUGUGCAGUGCUCCUGUGUGUGCAGUGCUCCUGUGUGUGCAGUGCUCCUGUGUGUGCAGUGCUCCUUGCUCCUGUGUGUGCAGUGCUCCUGUGUGUGCAGUGCUCCUGUGUGUGCAGUGCUCCUGUGUGUGCAGUGCUCCUUGCUCCUGUGUGUGCAGUGCUCCUGUGUGUGCAGUGCUCCUGUGUGUGCAGUGCUCCUGUGUGUGCAGUGCUCCUUGCUCCUGUGUGUGCAGUGCUCCUGUGUGUGCAGUGCUCCUGUGUGUGCAGUGCUCCUGUGUGUGCAGUGCUCCUUGCUCCUGUGUGUGCACGUGCUCCUGUGUGUCCUUGCGUCUCCCACGUCACCCUGUAUGACCAGUGCACAAGGGAGAGGUGA
Messenger RNA from Closterium sp. Naga37s-1, 984 nucleotides. NCBI's taxonomy places the organism in Eukaryota, Viridiplantae, Streptophyta, Zygnematophyceae, Desmidiales, Closteriaceae. The record is from the annotation of a GenBank genome assembly.